Messenger RNA from Vespula pensylvanica (western yellowjacket), 1240 nucleotides. RefSeq lists its product as uncharacterized. The transcript has 2 exons. The record is from RefSeq and is a predicted model, not a curated record. Bases 545 to 1147 code for a protein of 200 amino acids. NCBI's taxonomy places the organism in Eukaryota, Metazoa, Arthropoda, Insecta, Hymenoptera, Vespidae.
ACAAGAUCUUGUAAAAUUAGAUCAUACAGUCAUUAUUGUAUUAUUUUUUUCAGGAUUUAUUCUUUAUAAAAUUAUUGUGAUAAUUCUAAGUUAUUUAAAACAAAUUUAAGUGAUAGAAAAUACACACAACCAUAUAUAGAUAUGUAUACACAAAUAUAGUUAUUGGCAUAGCUGUAAAAAUAAACCAAGUGUAUAUAUCUCUCUUCUCUUCUACUGUGCCAAAAUAAGCAUGUUAGUUACUAAAUUAAUACAAUUGAAACAGUGAUAGUGGCACUUCCUAUACCAAUCAAUAAAAAUUUAUUGCAUUAUUUUUAUUUAUAGUAUUAAUAAUUUAUAAUGACAUCAAAUAAAAAAAAAUAAUAUAAUCAAAAAACCAAGAAAUGUAAAACUUAAAGGAAUAUUGUAAAAAGAACUUUAAAUAGAAGAUCUACAUGAGUGUGUAUAUGUAUGAAUGUACAUAGUAUGAUAGUUAAUUGAACACAUUUGUGUGUAAUAAUAAGUAAAGAGUAUACAUAUCCUACAGACAGUCAGUGUGAAUGUGCUCAUGACAAUGGUUAGAAUGAAGAAUAUUCUUUAUUGCAUCUUCUAUUUUAUAAUUUUAACAGACGGACAAUACAAAGAGGACAGAGACUACAAUCAUGAAUUUUAUGAGGAUGCAUCAAUCGAUUAUAUACACAGUUGGGGAGAUCAUCCACAAAAUGCAUUACAAGAUGAUUUCUACAUUUUAAAUGAUAUAGAAGAUGAAGAAUUACAGAAUGAUAUGUAUCCGGAUACAAAUGAUUUCUCCAUUACAUUUGCUGACAAUAAAAAUUCAUUUAAACAUACUAAUUCACUUAAUAAUCAAUUGGAUUGGUAUAAAGUGCCUGAAAAAGUAUAUCGUUAUACUAAACAUCGUAUUCCUGGAUAUGAUUAUGACGAAUUUGAUUACUUUGGCAUAAAGAGUUCCAAAAUUUGCGAUGAAAAAUCAGUAUGGACUCACUGUCUCUGUCAAUUUACAUGCAAAGAACCUAAUAUAGUAGAUUGCUAUACUCCAUGCAAAAGUGGAUGUGAAUGCAAAGAAAAUUAUGUAUUUGACGAGAAACAACAACAGUGCCUAUUACCUGAAGAAUGUUCUUCCGAACAAGAAGAUAUUAUUUAUGAUAAGUGAAACUUUAUAAAAUAAUCGAUCUUUAUGUUUAGUGAAAACUGAAAAUAACCAUUCUGUAUCUUUUAUGAAUUAAAUAGUUAUUAAGAAAAUGAA